AUUCAGUCCGGCCACGCACUCAAGCAAUCAUCGUUCUUUCGAAACGCAACAGCAAGAAGAACAACCACGCACAUCGCCGUUCCAUCGAUUCAUGGGUCGCCUCGGCACCGCGACGACGCUGGUGGCCCUCGCGGCCUGCCUCCUCUACUGCUCUGCUUCGUCGGCGACGCUGGCCUACGCCGGCGCUGCGCCGACGGACCUUGGGGCGCUGCGGCCGACGUGCGACGGGACGCUUGGGCAGUGCGCGGUGGGGAGCGACGAGGAGCAGGAGGUGGGCGGCAGCGACGCGUUCCUGCGGCGGGCGCUGGCGCAGCGGCAGCCCACCAACCGGUACAUCAGCUACGCGGCGCUGCGCGCGGAUCAGGUGCCGUGCAACCAGCGCGGCCGCUCUUACUACAGCAACUGCGCGUCGCAGAAGCCCGCCAACCCCUACCGCCGCGGAUGCUCCGCCAUCACCCGAUGCGCACGCAACACCAACUGACCCAUCCGAUUUAUCAUUCCUAGCUAAAUUCUCAUCCAUGACGGUUGACGGCGUGACCGUAUGAUUUGAGGAUUAUAUAUAAAUAUAUUGGGCGCAUCCAAGAGAUCCAGCCAUGGCAGAUGUGGAUCCAUCCAUUGACGUGCAGGUCCAUCCAGAGGUAGAGGAGGAAGACAGGGAACACAUGUCCAAGUGUUGUUUGGAUUGACAUGGAUGUUUCCACUUUUUUGUGUUAAUUUAUCUUUUUGUGAUGAAUGAUCGACGUCUACGUAUGUACCAUAAGUACUAGUAGUUCCAUUAUUGUUUUGAUUUUUUAUGGCUUUUG
Molecule: messenger RNA, 803 nt
Organism: Zea mays
Lineage: Eukaryota; Viridiplantae; Streptophyta; Magnoliopsida; Poales; Poaceae
Exons: 1
Coding region: 92-481 (129 amino acids)
Biological process (GO): calcium-mediated signaling
Cellular component (GO): plasmodesma
Source: RefSeq, marked validated